GAGGCGUUAUCAGACUCUGACAGGAUCAGAAUCCUCCAGCAGCAGAAUGAGGACCUGCAGCGCCGCCUCUCUCUCUCCACCCACAAGAUGGAGGCCAUGGAGGCGGAGUUUGACGGCAGCCGUCACUACAUGGAGGCGGAGCUCAGCCGGACCCGAGACGACCUCGACAAGAUGAGGGACAAGUUCCGCAGACUCCAGAACAGCUACACGGCGUCUCAGAGAGCCAAUCAGGAUCUGGAGGAGAAGCUUCACGCUCUGCUACGGAAGGUGGAGAGGGACAAAAAGACGAUGGACCAGGAGAUCGUGGAGCUCACCAACAAACUGCUGGACGCCAAGAACACCGUGGACCGUCUGGAGGAGCUCAACGAGCGCUACAGGCAGGACUGUAACUUGGCCGUUCAGCUGCUCAAGUGCAACAAGUCGCAUUUCAGGAACCACAAGUUUGCUGACCUGCCGUACGAGCUUCAGGACAUGCUGAACAAACACAUGAAGAGCAGCCUGCCGGAGCGAGGCCCCGCCCCCGGCUCCCAGGACCCGGACACGCUCAGUUUGACUCCCGCCGACGUCGUGCCGACCUCCGUCAUCGCCCGCGUCCUGGAGAAACCCGAGCCCCUGGUCCUCAACUCCGCCCAGUCCAGCAGCAGCUGCAGCCGCCCCGUCGCAGAGGACGUCUUCGUGCACGUGGACAUGACGGGCCCCGCGGGGGCCGAGGGCCGCGGCCGCGGCCGGGAGAACGGCGGCGGUCAGGAGGCGGCGCAGCAGAACGGUUCCUGCCGCAGUCAGAGCAGUCUGGACGGGCAGUCGGGGAGCGAGGAGGCGGGCGGCGCUCCGUCCUUUGAGAAGCUGAACCCGUACCCGCCGCCGCCGCCCCCCCACCCGCUCUACCCCGGCCGCAAAGUCAUCGAGUUCUCGUCAGACGACAAAGUGAAGAUCCCAAAAAACUCCCCGCUGCCCAACUGCACCUACGCCACGCGGCAGGCCAUCUCUCUGAGCCUCGUCCAGAGCGAUGACGAGCGGAUGGCCCCUGGCAGCCCCGCCCCCUCAUCCUCCUCCGGCGGGGGCGUCCACCAUCACACGCCACCAUCCCAGCGGGACGCCGCCAGCGAGCCGCUGUCCAGUCAGUCCAGCCCGUUCAGCAGCCCGCCACAGGCGCCCAGCGUGCUGGCGAGCUCCGGGAGCUCGGAGGAGGACCUGCUGGCCAGCUGGCAGCGGAUGUUUGUGGAGAAGAUGGCGCCGUCCACUGAAGGCUCCGUGGUUCACCGCACGUCAUUCAGCAGCCAGACGGCUCAAGAGCUGCAGAGGAGGAGGCCGCCGCCGGGGGGCGGGGCUUCAUCCUCCACCGACCGCCACAGAGCGGCGUAUUCGGAUGGCGAGGAGGGUUCGUCGGCACGGAGCUGGACGCCGAGCCGCGGGUCCAGCCUCGACACCGACACAGACACCGAGCUGCGGCCCGGCAAGAGGGGCCGUUGCGGCGACGGCGGCUCCGUGGAGGAGGGCGAGAGGCUGCUGAUGAACCUGGAGGAUGAUGGCGGCAGCGGGGACACGGCGGUCACCUUGGCAACCAGCCCAGCCGACAGCCGCAGGAAGGAGCUGGGGGGGGAGGAGGAGGAGGAGGAGGAGAGCUCGGCCGAGGAGAGAGACGUCCUCCCCCACGACCUGCCCGUCAUCUCGCCCCGCCUCCUGGACUUCGACCCCGCCCUCGCCGCUGCCGCCGCCGCCCCGCAGCGGCCUCAGAAGAGCCCGAAGAGGAUGGGCGUGCACCACCUGCACCGCAAAGACAGCCUGACCCGAGCCCAGGAGCAAGGCACGCUGCUGGACUGACGCUCGCUCUCCGCAGCCUGAGCACGCCUCGCUCGCCCCACACUGUGCUCCCUCAGCUGACCCGGCUGUCACAGAGGUCAGAGGUCACGGCCAUCCAGGAUAUAGCCAUACUCUACCGUAUGCUGCCGAGCUCGCCGCCCGACCCGUGUGUGUGUGUGUGUGUGUGUGUGUGUGUCAGACCGAUCAGUUGUGAUAUCGAUCAGUGAUUUAAAGUGUUAAAAAAUUAAAACAGUAUUUUUAAAGAUUAACUAGAAUCAGAAAACAAUUCUCUUAAUUUUGUUCAAAUUUAAUCAAACACGUAGAGGUCGCCGUUCUUCUUCUGAAAGCAGAACGAGGCAGGAAACUCAGUAAGAUUAAAGGUUGAUGAAACAGUUGAAUGAAGAUUAAAGUUUUUUAAAACACUCAAAAAAUAACAGAGUUUGGUUGGUGGUCAUGUAGCGUCCAGCACGUGGACGGCUGAUUAAACGACGAUAUGUUGAUUAUUGGAAAAUUAAGUUCUGAAUAAUCAGUCAAAAUAUAAUAAUGAUUGUGUGUGUGUGUGUGUGUGUGUGUGUGUGUGUGUGUGUGUGUGUGUGGUCAGAGUACAAAACUAGAAACUUUACGGACGUCUUUGCCUUGUUUCCUGACCGGGAGCUUUUAUUUUGAAGAGAACACACACUCAGACUCUCAGUGCCUAUCACACUUCCUCUCUCUCUCUCUCUCUCUCUCUCUCUCUCUCUCUCUCUCUCUCUCUCUCUCUCUCUCUCUCUCUCUCUCUCUCUCUCUCUCUCUCUCUCUCUCUCUCUCUCUCUCUCUCUCUCUCUCUCUCUGGAAGGUUGCGAGUAUGACGCCGGGCCUACUUGAAGGUCAGACUUUUAUUUUCUCGUCUUAUAUUAAUCAUUGAUUUCCUGUCGUGGCGUGUUCAGAUUGGUCUGUCGGGACGUCACGGACCAUCUCACCUGACUGGGGGGCGGAGCUUCUCCCACCUGGAAUGUAACCAUCAAGUUGUUAUUUUGUCGUUAUCACCUUUUUGUUUUUCUUCGUUAUGAAAUCUGAAGUAUUGAUCCAUUAUUAUUAAGAGAUUUGUGUCUGUUUGGAUUUGAGUUGUUGUUGUUGUUUUUUUUUGAUCAGUUGUUUGUUUGUUUUUUUGUUCAGAUCACGUUCUACGGAAGCCUGUUAGUGCCAGAAACAGAAGUCAUCAAUAAGAUGAAAGAAUAAAUCUUUCACUUACUGAGGAUCAAUAAUAAGAAAAAGCUGAGUAAGGAUUAAUUGCUAGAGGCUAACGACUGUUUAACAGCGCUAGAAAUCAAGUCAAAAGGAUGCUUAAGUGUUGAUCACACAUCAAAAAGUGUAAAUGCAAACAGGAAAUAUAGAUGACCAUUGAAUUCUAACCAGAUGGUAAAAAGGUGUACGUGAGCUUUGGUCGUAUCAGGUGUGAAGUUACUGCUAAUUCAAGCCUAAUAAUUAUUAAUUAUAAUUAUUGAUCUGUUUUAUGUUUCUGGCGCCUCCGCGCUUCCGUACGUUACCUUUCAGUUUGUUGUUCUGAGGUCGGUGUCGCUGAUUGAAUGUUGCCUUCCUCACCGCUCUCUGAUUGUGACUCUCACCGAGGACCAAUGAUCACUGAUUGAUUGACUGCAGGAGUCUUAACAGAGUUUGACUUAAUGAAUUUAAAACCUGAACACUAAAUAGUUUUUUUUUUUUUUUCUUUUUUGUGAGACGCCGACAGUUUGUUUCCUCAGCGGCGUCCAUGUUGUCACAGGAAGUGAUGGAGUAUUGAUCAGCACUGAACUGAAGUGUUCGAACUCUGUGUUAAAGCUUCAGUGCGCUGAAGAUACAAUUAUUGAUCAGCCUUUAAAAGCCGAGAGCGGCCGUGGUAUUGAUGAUUUCUUUAGUCCUGUUUUUUUUUUAUCACGAAUGAUCUUGUUAUAGAUCAAGACGGCGCACACGAGCACCAAUCACAGACUAGCUUCAUGACCAUGUGGUGUGCUAUGGUCACUGCUGGUCGAGUAUUGAUCAAAGUGCAUGAUGGGACACAGACGUGUUGGCAGAACGGGCUGGUCACAGGUUUAAUCCCUGCGUUAGUCCGCCGUCGAGCUGGAUGUCGUGUGGAUCCGAGCAAAUGAAACUAGGCUAGCAGGGUCUACCUGCUUACAGUCUUUGUGCUAAGCUAGGCUCAAUAUGUUCUGGCAUAAAACUAGUUACCUACAACAAACUUUUUUGCUUUGGAUAAUGCUUUGCUAACAGCUAACAUUAGUUCGCUUUAGCAGGCGUUUGUAACCAUUCACAGCUAAUAUCAGCUAGCUACAUACACUAAAGUUAACAUAGGAUACGCUAGCUGUUUGUAGCUACCGUAACAUCAGCUGUCUGCUAACAGCUAGCAUGGUUUCUUAUGUAAUUAACCCUAAAGGACCGUAGCAGCAUGUCUGCGUGUAUUAGCCUGUUAAAUGGUUGAAACGUACAGGAGUUAUUGUCUGUUACCGACGGGAACCUCGGCGUGAUUUAGCCUGUUAACUACAGAAACAUCGGCAUGUUUUAAUCAUUUACCUUAAAAGGUUAAAUGUGCAGUAGUUAUUGUCUGUUAGCUACAGGAACAUCUGUGUGUUUUAGCCUGUUAGCUACAGGAAGCCCUGCGUGUGUUAGCCUGUUAGCUAAAGGGUUAAACGUGCAGGAGUUAUUGUCUGUUAGCUACAGGAACAUCGGCAUGUUUUAAUCAUUUACCUUAAAAGGUUAAAUGUGCAGUAGUUAUUGUCUGUUAGCUACAGGAACAUCUGCGUGUUUUAGCCUGUUAGCUACAGGAAGCCCUGCGUGUGUUAGCCUGUUAGCUAAAAGGUUAAACGUGCAGUAGUUAUUGUCUGUUAGCUACAGGCUAAAACACGCAGGAGUUGCUGUGGGAGCCGGCCGGUGGUAAAUAAAACAUGUACAAACAUGUUCAGGCCGUUUCUUGGUCUCUGAGCUGCUGAAAUAUUUAAAAACUAUUUUCUUCUGUGUGACGGCUGCAGGAUGAGGAACACUGGAAAAUCCCACACACACUUGAACACAGAAACGCACCAUCCUCUCCUCCUCUUUCUCCUCCUUUUAUCAUGCUGAUUUCUUCGUCCUCGGCUGUAAUUAUUAGCAGAACGAGCGGCGGCCGUUAAAUUAUUAAGGUUUUAUUACCGUCAGAAAUGGGUCGCUAAUACUUCAGAGUGCGCACAGGGUGGAAAUGUAAGUGUUUAAUAUUUCAUACGAGCCAUCAGAUGUUCAGGAGACGCGAGGAGAGAGCAGGAAGUUGGAAAUGAGAGAGUGUGUGUUGUAGAGUGAUGCACUCUGGGUAUAAAUAGAUUUUACAUCUGGACUCGUGCAACUUUAAUGAUUCUUCUUCAUGAAUAUAAUCGGAGACGUCGACCGGCCGCCUCGUCUCAGCCAAGGUCACCUCCUCCCUACUCAUCUUUCUUGCUCCUGCCCGUUCUCUUCUCCUCUUUUACAUACUUACCUUUUCUUCUUCAUCAUUAUUCCUCCUCUUUCCCUUCCACCAUAUGUUCCUCCUCUCCUCUGGCAGACAUUUUAACUCCUUACUAGUCGCUAUUUAAAAGCUACUGUUCAAGGUGUUCAUUAUUAAUUAUGACUUAUCAACAUUUACAACAACAGCCGUCUUGUUGGCUUAUUAGAAAGUACUGAUCUCAUCAAUGAGCCCAAACUUAGUGUGCUAAUAAACAGUAAACAUUUCAUUAACCACUCAUUACUCACAAGUAAUUACCUCUUUUAUAAAAAGCUGACUAAUAAAAUCUAACAUUUUAUUUCUGAAAUGAUAUUUACAAACUCCUUUUCAGAAUAAAAGAUUAAUUAAAAAGACAGGAAGUGAAAUAACGAUGUAUAAAAGCGUCCAGUCGGCUCGACGUUAUUCUGUUUCUCUGCUGAUCCAAGGUCAGUUUAAAGUCGUACUCGCUGCUCUGUGUCCCAGCAUGCAUCACACCUGUCUGCGUGCACUGAAAACUGUCUGAUCAUGUAGAUUUAUUACUGUUCACACUUUACUGUCACGUCUUAAAAUCAGUUUACCUUCAGCUGCGUUCAUGUGCGGUGGGAGUUUCAGACGUGUAAACAGCCUUCAGCAACAUUCAAGUCUUAAUUACACAUUCACAUUUUUAUUGACUAUCUGACUCGUCAGUACGAAACAUUUAGCGCUAAAUAUUCCAUAUUUACACUUUAAGCCAAGCUAAAUAUUCUAAAUAUGGAAUAUUUAAGCUAACGUGAAUAAAUAUAUUCACGUUGGCUUAAGUCAGUAAAAGGUUAUUAACCCAAAUUAAAUGCAUACAGUGCUCCAUAAUUAAUCUUGAUUUGAUCUCUACCAUCCAUCCUACAUGAACGCAGCAUUAGCACUACAUUUGAAUUUAUAUUCAAAGCUAACAGGUAGCUGGUAGAAGCUACGUUAGCCGAUGUGUUUGCCACUACCUGGUUUUCUCUUUGCAUCAGUCGUUCUGAUAUCGUGUCAAAUAAUGUUAAAAUUGGUUUAUUUCCAUCCCCAGAGCUCAGCUGCUAAUUCACUAAUAUUAAUUACCUAGCAGCUAAUUGCACUAGAAUUCAUUAGUGAAUGAAUUAAGAGCCCAGAAAGAAGUGAGUAAAGUGGCAGGUGGUAAUGUGUUGCUAAUUUAAUCAGAGAAACAACCACGUAAUUACACACCUGGACAAACUAUUGGUGAAAUAGAUAGCAUGUACCCUGCUAAUGCUAAACGUAGCCUACUGGCUAUGUUAGCUUGUGUGCUAGUUAGAUUUCUUUAGUAACUGAACAGGGGUUAGCUGGCUGACGUUAGCUAAAAUCAAUCAGAUGGGAGGAUAAAUGUUCUUCUGAGACUCGAAACACAAACGGCUGUUUGCAGAGCUGAGGACGUCCAACAUGGCCGCCGGCGUCCUCACCUGAGGACACCUCACAGACACCUGAGGACAAGUGACAUGUGGAACUUCUGUAACAAACUGAGAACCGGAGUGCAACCAGAGGAGGGUUUGAGGAACGAUUGUUUUUAUUCACAGUUGGAUGUUCGGUGCUGAACUUUUAGCGUUCAGCAGAUUGUAGCCCCGCCUCCUCCGCCCACAGGUGCUGUUGCUUUCUCACAGUUUGUUGACCUCUGACCCCAGCCGUGGUGCUUAUUCCGGGGUUCACCUGAACUGUUUCCUCUCCUCGUGUCUACGGUUCCUUCUGAUCGUCUCAGCGGGUUUUUACCGGCUCUGAUUGAAUGAAAAGAAAACUAAAAAAAAAGACUGUUAAAACUCCACUAACGAUUUUAUUUUCUGAAUUUGUAAACCGAUGUAUAUUUUAAAACAAAUAAAAUAUUUUAAACGUA
Molecule: messenger RNA, 7115 nt
Organism: Micropterus salmoides (largemouth bass)
Lineage: Eukaryota; Metazoa; Chordata; Actinopteri; Centrarchiformes; Centrarchidae
Product: tight junction-associated protein 1-like
Biological process (GO): Golgi organization
Cellular component (GO): trans-Golgi network
Source: RefSeq, a predicted model, not a curated record